Messenger RNA from Octopus bimaculoides (California two-spot octopus), 1936 nucleotides. RefSeq lists its product as uncharacterized. The record is from RefSeq and is a predicted model, not a curated record. Gene Ontology annotation, molecular function: microtubule binding. NCBI's taxonomy places the organism in Eukaryota, Metazoa, Mollusca, Cephalopoda, Octopoda, Octopodidae.
GUUAUAAUGUUUGAUGGUCUCCAUGACAACAUCUGUUGACAUGCAACAAUGGCGGUGAAUAGUGGGAUUGUAAACAGUAAUUAAAUUUGAUCAGAGAGAGAGAGAGAGGGAGAGAGAGAGAGACAAUGUUAAAGAUGGACAGUCAAAAAAGAUUUCUCAUAUCCCUAAAGAAAAGAAUUAUGUAUAUUCAAAUCAACUAAAUAUUCCAACACAUCAGAAUGUUCAAGAAGAAUCCAUGAAGGAAAGAAAUUUGUCUCCUGUUUUAGAAAAAGAGAAAAGUGGAGAAUUUGGAAAUAACGUAUCCGAAGAACCUGUGCAAGCUGACAGUGUGGUAGGAAGGGACAUUCCUCUAAUUAAUGAGAACAAUAAUGAAAAUGCCAAAUCACUGACUCAAGAUCUGAGAGACUCAACUCAAGAUCAUACCUAUCUUUCUCCUGAUGAAGAAAUACACGAAGAAAUUGGAGGGAAUUCACCACAAACACCAAAAAGAUACAUCAACAAAGAAUUUAAACCCAAAACUCCAGUCCCUUCAAUUUCAGUUGUUCCUCCUUCAGAUGAAAAAUCCCUUGCUAAACAGGAAAAGGAAAUUGUUGACAUGAAAGAGACAGAAGUAAUGUUAGGCAAUGCAGACCAAGAGAUAAAAAAAGCAGAGACUAAUGCCAGAAAUAUAUCCCAGAGUGCUGAAGUAUGUAGUGAUGUGGAGGAAUAUGAUUCUGUUAUUGAAGAAACUGUCAGCCCAGUGAACACCAGCUCUUCCAACAACACCAUAAAAGAUGACCCACAAGUACGUUAUGCAGAACUUGUUCCACACAACCAUAUUCAGCCCAAAAAUGUGGUUUUCCCAGAGAAUUUAGAGCCAUGCAAGGAUAAUACAUUUGAUAGUAAUGAUCUUAAGAAACCUACAAAAGGGGAUUCCAAGGACAAACAAGAGGAAAGGUUGGAAAAUGACUAUGAUAUGGUCAUUGAACGAGAUGGCCAUUUUGAUCUGGUUACUCCAGAUGAUAUGAACGCAUUGGUAAAUAGAAUGAAAAAACUGCCAGCCAAUGGUCCAAGAAAACAGAAAUCUACUAAAGACCAAAGACAACAACUAGAACCAAAAAGUCACCGCCCUCUAACAGCUAACUUGAACAUUCAACUCCAGCGGAAUAACCUUGAUAACCGUCCAUUUUCAACUUGUAGUUCCUACAAUUCCCCAUAUGCUUUAACUGCUGAGCAAAAGGAAGCUGUUCAGAAGCAGUUACGUAUAACCAAAGAAAAAAUGAGAAAGGCUAUGAUAGAAGAGAAGGCAAAGGAAAAGGAAAAGAAGAUAAUAAAUAAGAUGGCUUUUGAAUGUUGGCUGAAUCAAACCAAAGAGAAAGAAAUGGCAGUUAAGAAACAGUGGAAACUUCAGGAAGAAAUGGAAAGGAAUAAGAGGGAAGAGGAAGAGAGAAUUAGAAAAGAAACUGAUAUUCACCGGAUUUGGGUGCAGAAAAAACAUAAACAACUUAAGCAAGAACGAUUACUUCGGAAACGGCAACAACAAGAGAUGGACAGUGUCAAGAAAUAUCGAAGUCCAGAAGAAAUUGAAAAUGCUUAUCAAAGGUGGCUGGAAAGCAAAUAUCUUGAGAAAAAGAAACAGAAAUACUUAAAAAAACAGAAAAAUUGGUUUCAUCAGCGUUUGUUACAUCGUUCCAGAUUGAUUAAGAACAUGACAUGGAAUCUCUGCUUAAAUAAUUCUUUUCGGUAUAAAGAGCCAAGAAAUGCAGCUUUAAAACUGAAAUGAGCUGAACUGAGUUGAAUGGAGUGGAGUUGAACUGAGUUGAAUUGAAUUGAGUCAUCUAAAAAUCUAGAACAUUCUUUAUAUUCAAUUUUUCAUUAUUUUCAAGGCAGUAUUAGAAAUAGAUUUUUAUUUCCAUAUACAUUUUAAAAAUUAAAUAAACCCAAUUAUUUGAAUACA